GGACACUCAUGGGAGCGAAUCUCGGUGACUAGUGUAGUGUUUUCAAGGAGAGGACAGGAUUAGGUUUGGGAGUGAAAGGAAGAAAAGAAGCCCCGAUAAAAUGAUUUUUAAAAAAACGAAGCAAGACAUAGGAAAAAGGAGUACAGCCCUGAGACCAGGGAGCAGGGAGGUCUGCUCUUAAGGCAUUGUGCCCUUGGACAGAGUUGGGAGAAAAAGAAGAGUGUGUGCAUUUGGGAGGAGUGGAUUUUCACUUGAGACCCCCCCAUGAGCUGGAAUUUGUAUCUGAGUCAGUAUGAUCCCCCACACACCGUGCCCCCCACUGCUCAAUUCAUAUGAUCCUUUGCUGUUAAUUCCUUUGGAGAUUCAUCCUUCUGUGAGAGGGUAUUAACAUAAAACUCCCCUAACUAUCCUGGCCCUGGGAACAGGAGCUGCUCAGUCAAUAGUGGUUGAAUGAAUGAAUGCCUAGUUCCGCUGGCACUAAACCCUUGGGAAUCCCCCAUUUUGGAGCGGUUAUAAAUAUAGAUCCUGUUCUAAUACCCCGGAGACUUAGCCUUUUUUGGUCCCAAGAAUCUCUUGCCAAUUCCUUGGGAAAUUUUUAGCUGCCUUCCAAUACCACCACUACCACCACCACCUCUUCAGCCAAUUGCCCACACCACGGACCAGCAAGGGGGAUUCUUCCCAAUGAACCUGAAGCCACGAAUGUAUUUGCUAUCUAAUAACCAUUCUUUUCAGCUCUUAAGUCUUGGAUCCUAAUGGCAAGACUAAAUGAAAUGCAACCUACUGUAAUUGCGUCUCAAGGCCAACAUUUUUCACUCGACACACUUAAAAUGUACAACAGAUUUGUUUUAACGUUGGGGCCAGGAGAGGAAAUGGGUGACAGCCGGGCAGUGAGAAGAUGACUGGGAUGUCGCUUCAGGUGGCCAGAGGCCACCUGAAGAGCACAAAGAGGGAGAAGAGCGGGGAGAGAAAAUGUACAGCAACACCCAGGGCGUCUAGACGCCAAAAUGAGCUGAUCAUGCCAGAGCCUACCAUUGAGGCAGACCAGGGAGGGAGCACAUUGCAACCUUCCAAUGUUAACUUUGAAGUCGGCAUCCUCUGGCUCCGCAGACCUGCAAUAGACAGCCCCAGUCUUCUGUUUCUGUUGGUCCCAGCCUUCACGUUGUUCACUGGUAUUUCUCUCCUUGUGCCUAGAAGCCCUGGUGGCAGGUUACACGCUGGGCUGCUCACGACAAGGUUAGCCGUUUGAAACCACCAGCCACUCUGUGGAGAAAGAUGGGGGUUUUCUACCUCACCGAAGGGUUUAGUUCUGUUCUUCCCUAUAGGCUCCCUGUGACCGGAAGUAACUCCAUGGUAGUGAGUGGCUGAGUCUCUGCGCCAACAUUUCUCCUAGCCGUCAGGGUCACAUUCUGGUCCAUAGGACCUCGGAGGCAGAUCACUGUGGUCUCCAAGCAGGUAGUCUUCCCAUCCUUUCCUGCCAACUCAAGUCUACAUCACUGGGCACUGUGGCAUGUGCACGGGGCCUUAGACAACAAGUGGCCUCUUCCUCAUAUGAGAACGCUGAUAACCAGUGGAGUCGUGGGAUUUGCCUAGAGGAGAAAUGCUCCUUAGCAGAGAGCCGGGACCAGUACCCUGACAUCCUACUCAGUGCGCUUACUGGAACUGGUGUGCCUAUGUGGUGACCCGGACAGUGAGCUGUGUCCUUGAGGAUGGAGUGGAGACCUUUGUCAAGCCUGACUACCAGCCAUGUGGCUGGGGCCAGUCCCAGUGUGCCCGCAGCGUCAUGUACCGCAGCUUCCUCCGCCCGCGCUACCGCGUGGCCUACAAGACAGUGACGGACAUGGAGUGGCGGUGCUGCCAGGGCUAUGGGGGCGACGACUGUCGUGAGGGUUCCGCCCCAGCUGUGGGCCCUGCAUCCACCACGCCACGCCCUCGCCCCAGGCCUGCUCGUCCCAACCUCUCGGGCUCCAGCGCAGGCAGCCACCUCAGUGGGUUGGGGGGAGAAGGUCCUGUGGAGUCAGAGAAGGUGCGGCAGCUGGAGGAGCAGGUGCAGAGCCUAUCAAAGGAGCUGCAUGGCCUUCAGGGGGUCCUGCAGGGACUGAGUGGGCGCCUGGCAGAAGACGUCCAGAAGGCCGUGGAGACGGCCUUUAACGGGAGGCAGCAGCCAGCGGAUGCCGCUGCGCGCCCCGGCGUGCACGAGAUCCUCAGUGAGAUCCAGCACCAGCUCCAGCUCCUAGACAACCGCGUCUCCACCCACGACCAGGAGCUGGGUCACCUCAACAACCAUCACGGUGGGGGUGGCACCCUGGACUCAGCCCCGGCGCCUCCAGGACACCGAGAGGAGCUGCUGCGGGAACUGGAGCGGCGGCUGCAGGAGUCCUGCUCCGUGUGCCUGUCGGGGCUGGACGGCUUCCGCCGGCAGCAGCAGGAAGACCAGGACCGGCUGCGAGCGCUGGAGAAGCUGCUGGCUUCCGUGGAGGAGCGGCAGCGGCAGUUGACUGGGCAGACUCCGGGCCGCAGGCCCCAGCAGGAAUGCUGCCCCCCGGAGCUGGGCCAGAGACUGGCCCAACUGGAGCGGAGGCUGGAUGUUGUGGCCGGCUCCGUGACGGUGCUGAGCGGCCGGCGUGGCACUGAGCUUGGAGGGGCAGCCGGGCAGGGGGGCUAUCCCCCAGGCUACACCAGAUUAGCCUCUCGCCUCUCUCGCCUGGAGGACCGGUUCAACUCUACCCUGGGCCCCUGGGAGAGCCAGGAGGGGAGCUGGCCUGGGAGCCCCGGGGGGCUAGCCCGCUGGCUGCCUGCUGCUCACGGCCGACUAGGGGAGCUGGAGGGGCUGCUGGCCAACGUAAGCGGAGAGCUGGGUGGGCGGCUGGAUCUGUUGGAAGAGCAACUGACAGGGGCUGUGCAGGCGUGUGGGCAGCUCUGCUCCGGCGCCCCCGGGGAGCAGGACUCCCAGGUCAGCGAGAUCCUCAGAGCCUUGGAUCGCAGAGUGCUGGACAACGAGGGGCGGCUGCAGCUAGUGGACUCCAGCCUGCACACAGUGGAAGUGGCCGGGGAGGCCCGACAGGCUGUGCUAGACGGACUGCAAGAGGCCGUGGGUCGCCUCCAGGAGCGCGCCGAUGCCCAGGACCUGGCAGCUGUGGAAGUCACCCUGCAGCUGAAUCUCACAGCUGCGCGGCUGGGCCAACUGGAGGGGUUGCUGCAGGCCCGGGGGGCCGAGGACUGUGGGGCCUGUGGUGGCUUCCAAGAGGAGCUGGGCCGCCUUCGGGAUGGCGUGGAGCGCUGCUCCUGCCCCCUGCUACCGCCGCGGGGCCCUGGGUCUGGCCCUGGGGUUGGAGGGCCGAGCCGAGGACCCCUUGACGGCUUCAGUGUGUUUGGGGGAAGCUCGGGUUCAGCCCUCCAGGCUCUCCAAGGAGAGCUCUCUGAGGUCAUCCUCACCUUCAGCUCCCUCAACGAUUCGCUGCACGAGCUCCAGACCACCGUGGAAGGUCAGGGUGCUGAUCUGGCCGACCUGGGGGCCACCAAGGACCGCAUCAUCUCCGAGAUCAACAGGCUGCAGCAGGAGGCCACCGAGCAUGCGGCUGAGAGUGAGGAGCGCUUCCGAGGCCUGGAAGAAGGACAGCCACAGGCCGGCCAGUGCCCUGGCCUCGAGGGGAGGUUGGGCCAGCUGGAGGGUGUGUGUGAGCGGUUGGACACUGUGGCUACUGGGCUGCAGGGCCUGCGAGAGGGCCUUUCCAAGCAUGUUGCUGGACUCUGGGCUGGGCUCCGGGACACCAACAGCACCAGCCAGAUGCACGCUGCUGUGCUGGAGAAGCUGCUGGGUGGGCAGGCGGGCCUGGGCCGGCGGCUCGGGCACCUUAACAGCUCCCUGCUGCAUCUGGAGGACCAGCUGCACCAGCUCAGCCUGAAGGACCUGACAGGGCCUGCGGGCAAGGCUGGGCCCCCAGGGCCUCCUGGGGCACAGGGACCUCCAGGCCCUGCUGGACCUCCAGGACUUCCAGGCCAGGACGGGCAAGAGGGGCCUGCAGGACCACCAGGUCCUCAAGGUGAACAGGGUGUGGAGGGGGCACCGGCAUUCUCUGCGCCCCGGGUGGCUUUCUCAGCUGCUCUGAGUUUGCCCCGGUCUGAACCAGGCACUGUCCCCUUCGACAGAGUCCUGGUGAACGACGGGGGCUACUAUGACCCAGAGACAGGCGUGUUCACAGCGCCACUGGCCGGGCGCUACCUGCUGAGCGCGGUGCUGACGGGGCACCGGCACGAGAAGGUGGAGGCCGUUCUGUCCCGCUCCAACCUGGGCGUGGCCCGCAUCGACUCGGGCGGCUACGAGCCCGAGGGCCUGGAGAACAAGCCCGUGGCCGAGAGCCAGCCCAGCCCGGGCGCCCUGGGCGUCUUCAGCCUCAUCCUGCCGCUGCAGGAGGGGGACACGGUCUGCAUCGACCUGGUCACGGGGCAGCUGGCGCACUCGGAGGAGCCGCUCACCAUCUUCAGCGGAGCGCUGCUCUACGCGGACCUGGAGCUCGAGCAGGGGUGACGGCGGCCCGGCGCCCGCAGCGCCCCCUCCGGCUGACCGC
Messenger RNA from Echinops telfairi (small Madagascar hedgehog), 4565 nucleotides. It is a transcript of the gene EMILIN1, whose product is annotated as elastin microfibril interfacer 1. The transcript has 9 exons. The coding region runs from base 1781 to 4525 and encodes 914 amino acids. Gene Ontology annotation, molecular function: extracellular matrix constituent conferring elasticity; protein binding. The record is from RefSeq and is a predicted model, not a curated record. NCBI's taxonomy places the organism in Eukaryota, Metazoa, Chordata, Mammalia, Afrosoricida, Tenrecidae.